Aptenodytes forsteri (emperor penguin) is the source of this 1500-nucleotide messenger RNA. RefSeq names its product TNFAIP3 interacting protein 3 (gene TNIP3). The transcript is spliced from 16 exons. The record is from RefSeq and is a predicted model, not a curated record. Lineage: Eukaryota; Metazoa; Chordata; Aves; Sphenisciformes; Spheniscidae. The coding region runs from base 1 to 1500 and encodes 499 amino acids. Gene Ontology annotation, biological process: regulation of transcription by RNA polymerase II; cellular response to lipopolysaccharide.
AUGGUGAUUCUUGCCACCGCAGCCAGAGACUGUUACUGCUCCUACCCUUGCAAAACUGUCCCUGACAGAGUGGUGGACUUAAGAGGGGAUGAUGCUGGGAAGGAGGAAGUAGAUUCCUGGCUUGCUUGUCAGCCAUUUGUGGUAUAUGAAGAGGAAAACAGGAAAACGUGCAGAAAUGUCAUGCAGAUUCACUGUGAGCAGCUCAAAAGGAAGAACAAAGGUGCAGAGGAUCAUCUAGAAUUGUGCUCCCAUCAGUGUGUUGAGAUGGAAAGGUGUGAAAGUAAAGAGCUUGAUGUUGAAAUAAGGAACCUGAUAGAGAAGAAUAACACUUACCAGUUGUGUGAGGACCCUGAACCUAUUGCGCAAGAGAGUCCGAACCCUCAGAGAAUUUCGUGUUCCCUUAAGACAGAAAGUGAUCGCUCUUGUUAUUUCAGACAUACUCUUUUCUUUCUGAUGAACCCCGUGCUGUUCUUACAUGACAAUCAGUACAGAAAAGCGGUCGCCUGUAGUGAAACAAAUGCAUCCAAGAUGGCCUUGAGUGCGUGGACAGGUGUGAGUGACAUGGAAGCCCCAGCAGACCCGCUAGAAUUAAGGCACAUAUUACUGACCAAAAAGAAGACUAUAUCAGCCAGUUCUCUGGAACAACAGAUCCUCUCACUGGAAAGACAGAGACGAGAGCUUUUGGAGGUGAACAAGCAAUGGGAUCAUCAGUUUAGAAGUAUGAAACAGCUUUAUGAAAAACAGCUGGCAGAAAUGAAAGCAAAACUGGACGUGUCAGAGAGGAGAGUCAGUGAGCUGGAGGAAGAGAGACCUCAACGGCAUCCAGAAGAUGAGAGAUUGCGAGCCCUGGGCAGAGAGAGGCCGUCGCAGGAAAUGAAAGAAACAAAGGUCCUUAGUGAAGCUCUCCAUGAAAUGAAGGAAGAGAACAAUCUCCUGAAGCAGAAGAAUGCCUCAAUGAUCAGAAAGAAGGAACACUAUGAGCGUGAAAUAAGUCGUCUCAAUAAGGCCCUUCUGGAUGUGUUGAAAAAGCAGCACUCACCUGUUGUUGGGACUCCUUCAGAGAAGGGUGACAGGAACAGCCUUGAGGACAUGAGAACUCAGCUUGAAGUUCUCAGACAGCAGGUACAAAUAUAUGAAGAAGACUUCAGAAAGGAGAGAUCUGACAGAGAAAGACUUAAUGAGGAGAAAGAAGCAUUGCAGAAAAUUAACAAGAGAUUACAGUCUCAACUGAGUAAACUAAACUCUCAGACAAAAGAUCUCCCGGUACAGUCUGAGAGGCCCAGCUACCCACCUCCCCUCUUCCUCUCACCAUGUGUUAAUUGUGGGAAUUGUGGGUUGGUUCUUCACUAUCAAGAUCCUCGAGUACAUCCAACGUCUCGCAGGGCACAUGAGCAGCAACAGCACUCACCAGACUAUCAGUGGUAUGUUCCUGACCAGUUUCCGCCAGAUGUGCAGCACAAGGCAAAUGAUUCAUCCUCGGAGAAGGGAGCCCAUCGCUGA